Molecule: messenger RNA, 411 nt
Organism: Gaeumannomyces tritici R3-111a-1
Lineage: Eukaryota; Fungi; Ascomycota; Sordariomycetes; Magnaporthales; Magnaporthaceae
Exons: 1
Coding region: 85-411 (108 amino acids)
Source: RefSeq, a predicted model, not a curated record
CUCGCUGGCCUCGUCUCGUAUCAAGCAUGCGAGGUUAAGGAUGUGAUAACAGCUGUUGGAAUGCAAAGGCACUAACGCUGCGCCAUGCAGCUCUGGCGCGACUUAGUUAGCACGCACGACACGCUGCAGGUAUCUCCCUUGUGCAUGUCGGGUGGCUUUGGUGCACAGGCUGCCCCCCACAGUGCUGAUGGCACGCCCAAGACGCCACCUGAGGUUACGCCGGAUUCCACAGUUUCUCGUUGCUCUGGAGAGCUUUUCCUGGACCCCUGCGCCUUUCGCAUUAGCGGCCAAUUGCCCAACCGCCGGGCCUUGCUCUCGCUUGCUCGUGCCGCCUCGACAUGGGAUGAUCGCUGCUGUGUAUUUUUUUCCCCCUCCGCGCUCGCCCCCUACCUCUGUCUCAUCCUGUUUUAA